Xyrichtys novacula (pearly razorfish) is the source of this 4778-nucleotide messenger RNA. The record is from the annotation of a GenBank genome assembly. NCBI's taxonomy places the organism in Eukaryota, Metazoa, Chordata, Actinopteri, Labriformes, Labridae.
GCGAGAGUUGUGAACCGAUUAAGUAGGAGGAAGAGAAGCGUGUUGUUUGUUUAGAUUUUCGCCGUCAAGAUGGGGAACGUUUCGGCCUUUGUCUGUUUCCUAGGACUGUUUGUCCUGCUUUCACACACGUCCGCAUCUUCAGAUGUGUUCAACAGUGUUCUGGGAAACACCGCAUCCUGUCACAAGUCGUGUGAAUUGACAUACAGUUUGCACACGUAUCCAUCUGUGAGUAUUCAUCAAUAAUGUCUGAUAGACGCCAAUACGGCCUUUGUACUUCACUUUUACUGCGUGUUUUAUACGCAGUAUAACGAGUGGGUGUGCUUGACUUGUGUAAAAGUGUGUAAAAGUUGGAAGUGCGUCGUUUUUCAGGUUGUAGUUGUUUGUCAGAGCAUUCAACUGGUUUGUUUUGAAGGAGGACGAACUCUACGCCUGUCAGAGAGGCUGCCGUCUGUUCUCCAUUUGUCAGUUUGUCAGAGACAGUGAAGAUCUGAAUCAGACCAAAUCCGAGUGUGAAUCAAGUAAGUCAAACACAGAGCCUUUUGACAUAUUUGUAAUCCGCUGCCAACUCAUUCUGCACAUUCAAAAGGCUCCUAAGAAAACGCGCAUGCGCAUAAAUGGAUCCGUGCAUUCACACACCUAAUUCCAGAACAGGUUAAUUUGUUGUUUCCCUGUUUCACCACCUCUAAUCAACUCUCUGCAGCCUGCCGUGAGGCCUACACCCAGACUGAUGAGCAGUAUGCAUGCAACCUGGGCUGCCAGAAUCAGCUCCCAUUUGCUGAGAAGCGAAAUGAGCAGGUACAUCUAUGUUACACAUGUCUCUGAUCUGCAGGGGGAAACAAUAAAAGAACUGUGAGCUGAGUUUUGCUUGUUUAUUCUUUAGCUGGAGGCCAUGGUGCCGAGAAUCCACCUGCUGUACCCCAUGGCUCUGGUCAGAGGACUCUGGGGCGACAUAAUGAGUCAAGCCCACAGCUUUAUCACCUCCACAUGGACGUUUUACCUCCAGGCUGAUGACGGCAAAGUCGUCAUUUUCCAGGUGUGUUGCUCAGUCGGAGAAAAAAAAAGCACUUUCUCCUUAUACUUAAGUUUGAGUGUGAAACAAGUGUAUCCCAGUGUGCUAACAAUCCAUUUCUGUCUUUUGAUCAACAGUCCGAGCCACAAGUCGGGUUUUUCUCCCCUUUUGAUGAGGAAAAAGAUGUCAAAGAGGAUUCACAGAGGGGGUGUAAGUCCAUAACAAAUAUUCCCUGGAUCAAUUUAUCUGAUCUUGUUUGCAAAUUCUAAUUUUUCAAAAGAUUUUCACACAUUACCCCAAAAAACAAAACAAAACGACCUCGUUUGAGUGUCUCUACGUCUACUGAUGUGUCAAAAACACAGAGGUGAGUGACGUACUCCUUCACUACCACAAAAAUAGGAUUUGAGAUUGCAGUCAAAACAGUCUUGCACAUCACAAAUGUUUGGAUAAACGGCUAAAAUAAUCUGUUUGAUUUAUGUGAGCUUAAAGGGAUACUCUGGUGUAAAAUUAAUUUAGGGUUAAACACACCGUAACACUGAGUUAGUGUAUCUUCACACAGCAGGUCAAUUCAGAUUUUUUUUAACCAUAUGUGACACAUAUCAGAUUUUUACAUGAGUGUGAACCAGUGUUGUUUUCAUCGACGAUGAUGUUGACGAAAGCAGCACUGCAGAAUAUAUGUUUAGCGUUUGACUGACAAAAUGCACAUGAAUUUUGCAACUCUGUUCACCGUCCACCACUAACGUCUAGUUUCGUCAACUUAAACGCACAUUCGUCUGGUCACAUUUCAGUCGUCUAAGACUUGUUUUUAGCUCGUCAACAUCACGUCUUCGUUGUGGAAAAAAGGGGUGUUGAUGAAAUAUUUUUGUUCAAAGAACCCUUCAAAGAUUGGAAGUAUGUAUUUUGACCAGUUUUACCGGAUGACAUCUCCAUAAGGAGCAAAUAGCCUCGGGUGUUGAAGUUACAGUAAAAUGAGGAGGUGCAUCUGUCACAUGAGGUGUCAGUCAUCUGGUGGAGUGUAUAGAAAGAAGACGUAAAUAUUGUUAUAGUCCUUAGCUGACUGAAGUGUGGAAUUAAGUUGUCAGACCUUAAAUGAUCGAAAGCUUUUGGCUGUCUGGUAAAGAGUUUUUUUGCGGUAUGCUAGGUGUCAAAGUAUCAGGAAGAAUACUUCAUUCAAAAGUAGCGAGACACUCUUAUAAGUAGCUGGUUUUGUCUUUUUUAAAAGACUCUCAAAACAAUAAGACAAGCACAUGAGACUCUAUAUUCCUAAAAAUGCCAAUUCAGAGACUUAUUCUCAACACAAUCCAAAAGCCUUGCCGAACAACAUUGAUCAUAAGCAAAUGAGAUGUGUUAUUGAGUAACCUUUCUUCUCAUUCCAAAGUCCCCGGCUUCAACAGCCCGGUUUACAAAGAAUACCAGCGCUCCUUCAUCCAGGAGAGGGACAGGGAUUUCACAGCGGACAGCAGCUACGACGAUGAAUACAACCUCUUCAGCUGCUUCUCAAGGUUCGCCGGCAAACGUUUCUCUAUACUGUCAGCAAAUAAGAUAUCUUUACUUUGCACGAGGAGCGUGACAUUAACAACAACAACAACAACUAGGAUGUAAUCCCAAAGCAGCCACCUCAGCUAAAUAUUUGAACUGCUCUCUCUGCAGGAACUCAUGGCUACCAGGGUGGAUCCUGACCACAACCUUGAUCCUAUCUGUGCUGGUCCUGAUCUGGAUCUGUUGUGCCACUGUUGCAACCGCUGUGGACCAGUAUGUACCUGCUGAGGUAAGUGGUGGUUUUGUCGACAUUCCUGACACUCUCAGAUAAAGGAUGGCGGCGUAUGUGUAAUUCAGAGAGCUGCUGUGUGGGUUUUUGCUGUAUUUGUGGUUUGAAUCUUGCUUUUGAUUGUAUUUGCUUGCACCAGAAAAAGUUAGAAGAAGAGUUAGGGGACUUCACAGCUGGUCAGCUUAGCUUAGCAGAGAGGCAGGAAACAGCAGGAAAGAGCAAGACUGACUGAUGACCAAGUGAAGACCAAAGUGCCAGACUAGCUUUUCCAGUUUUUGUGCCAAGCUAGAUGAAGUUCAUCUUUAACCACAGACAUGUAGUUUCGACUCUGUCAUCUAUUGUUUGGAAAAAGAAUGCAGAGGGUGUUAAUACAUUCCUACAAUACCAUCACUGUAAAGUUAGACUUUGUUUAAGACUUUUUGAUGGUUGACAGCGUGAAUAAUCAGUGCAUCGUAAAUGUUCACCAGGCUACAUCAUGUCUGCAUCUGCCCUCAAAAGGCUGAAAAAAUAAUAGUUUCAUAAUACUUUUGACAUGUAUAUCAGUCAUGCUUAGGAAUCAACAGCAUGAUCCAGUGUAUUUGUCUUUUUAUUAAUUUAUUAAAAAUCCAUCUCAAACACAAUACAAGCUUCUUUUUUUUUAAUGCUCAUGAAAAGAGAGAAUUUUACAUGAUUUUCUUUGUUUUUUAUUAUUCCAAUCCUCAAAUAUUUACCUUGUUUUCUAUCUUGAUAAAUUCAUAAUAACAAUUCAAAAUAAGUCCCAUAUUUUACUGAGCCAAAAAUGGUCUCCUCUAAAUUUGUUAAAUAAAAUGUUCUCUCAAGAUUAGCCAAUCUGUUUCUCAUUUUUAAGUACUCCUAUGAUAUUUUGUCAAAUGCAGAAAAAACAAGAAUCAAACAGUAGCAAUAUGUAUCAGCCAUUUACCACCCCUUCUUUUUCAUUAUUGGUGUCUGUAUCGACGUUUGAAAAAGUGAUGUCAGUCGACCACUGCUAAAAAUGCGUGUGAUUUUUGCAUGUGAAUAUAAUAUAAGUUAGUGUGUAAUCACCUAAAUAUAUUAACUGCAUUAAACUCACCAUCACUUCUGAACUUCACCUAUGAGAGGGGUGAGCAAAGGAGCAUUUAAAUCUAGAAUCUGACAGCAAAAUACAUACAUGCACUUUUUAAGCAAAUGGUUAAUGAUUAAAGAAAAAAUCAAGUUGUGAUGUAAACUUUCGAGUGAGUUUUAUCUUAAAUCAAAACUUGAUUUAAUUGGCGAUCUUCUCUCCUUCUUUUAGAAACUGAGCAUUUAUGGAGACGAUGAAUGCAUAAAGGAAAAGAAACUGAUUCCAUACCCAGCGUCCUCCCUGCUGAUCAUCACCUCUAAAGGGCCCGAGGAAGAGGCCGGCCCACUACCUUCCAAAGUCAACUUGGGCCAGUCCAACAUCUAGGAGCCUCAGGUGUAGCAGAAAAGGGAAUUUGUCCUCCUUUAUGGAUAGUCUUAGAUGAUUUCUAUCCCCCAAGCACCAGAUCUGUGCUUCUUGCGGUCUUUACAGGGGUAACUUCUUUCAGCACAUUUUUGAUAUGAUGUAUUGUCUCCCUUCUUAAGCUUUUAAACUGGAGUGAUUUAAGUUUUUUCUGUAUAUUGGUGCGAUUGAGGAAUCAAAGGGAUGUGGUAAAGUAGAAUAUAUGACUUUUUCUCAAAUCUGAUGAGUGCUUUCGUUGUCAGGUGGUGUGUUUAUGUUGUCAGAUGAUGUCAAAUCGAGUUGUUUAGGACUUGAAAAUGGUACAGGCUUCAACCCAAAUCCUGAGCGUCUGUUGAUAAAACUCUGUGCAAACAUUUUCAGAUUCUCCUCCUUUAUUCUUACAAUUAAUUGCUGGGAUUGGCAAUGUUGAGAUAUUGAAUUUUACAAUAAAAUUUUAUGCUUUUAAUCUUAAUUAAUAGUGACGGUACAUACAGUAGGUCUUUCUGCUUCACUGAUGUCUGUUUGCCUAAAGAUGAAUCAUUAAAUACAUAAAAAUCCAGUUU